AUGGUGAAGAUCGGGUGGUUGUCACCGAAGAUCAGACACACCAGUUGGGUUGUUGAUAGUGGAGCUACUACUCAUGCUACUUCGCAGCGGGAUUUGUUCACUACCUAUACUCCAGGUAGUUAUGGUUCUGUGAAGAUGGGUAAUGAUGAUAUUUGCUUGGAGAAUAGUGUUGGUACUAGACUUUUGCUUAAGGGAGUUAAGCGUGUCCUAGAUAUUCGGUUGAACUUGAUCUCUACAGGGAAACUUGAUGAUGAGGGUUUCUAUAGUCUAUUUAGAGGAGGUAAAUGGAAACUCACAAGGGGUUCCAUGGUUAUGGCUCGAGGCGAAGGUCUCCAAAGACAUUGUUAA
Arabis nemorensis is the source of this 348-nucleotide messenger RNA. The record is from the annotation of a GenBank genome assembly. NCBI's taxonomy places the organism in Eukaryota, Viridiplantae, Streptophyta, Magnoliopsida, Brassicales, Brassicaceae.